This is a messenger RNA of Rangifer tarandus platyrhynchus (Svalbard reindeer), 981 nucleotides long. Lineage: Eukaryota; Metazoa; Chordata; Mammalia; Artiodactyla; Cervidae. The record is from the annotation of a GenBank genome assembly.
AUGGCGCUGUCCGGGUCGACCCCGGCCCCGAGCUGGGAGGAGGAUGAGUGUCUGGACUACUACGGGAUGCUAUCGCUUCACCGUAUGUUCGAGGUGGUGGGCGGGCAGCUGACCGAGUGCGAGCUGGAGCUGCUAGCCUUCCUGCUGGACGAGGUCCCCGGUGCCCCAGGCGGCCUGGCCCACGCCCGCAGUGGCCUGGAGCUGCUGCUGGAGCUGGAGCGCCGCGGGCAGUGCGACGAGAGCAACCUGAGGCUGCUGGGGCAACUCCUGCGCCUAGUGUCCCGCCACGACUUGCUGCCGCACCUGGCGCGCAAGCGGCGUCGGCCAGUGUCUCCAGAGCGCUACAGCUAUGGCUCGUCCGACUCUUCUUCGAGGUUGGAGGGCAGCUGCCGUCGCCGUCGCCAGUCAAGUAGUUCGUCGAAUGCUGAGCAGGGUCAGUGGGAGACAGGUUCUCCCCUAACGAAGCGGCAGCGGCGGAGUCGGGGCCGUCCCAGUGGUGGUGCCAGACGGCGGCGCAGGGCAGGUACCACCGCCCCCCAGCAGCAGCAGGAGCCAGCCCGGCCCACCUCAGAAGGCAAAGUGACCUGUGACAUCCGGCUCAGGGUGAGAGCAGAGUACUGUGAGCACGGGCCAGCCUUGGAGCAGGGCGUGGCCUCGCGGCGGCCCCAAGCACUGGCUCGGCAGUUGGAUGUGUUUGGGCAGGCCACCGCGGUGCUGCGCUCCCGGGACCUGGGCUCCGUGGUGUGUGACAUCAAGUUCUCUGAGCUCUCCUACCUGGACGCCUUCUGGGGCGACUACCUGAGCGGUGCCCUGCUGCAGGCCCUGCGGGGCGUGUUCCUGACUGAGGCGCUGCGCGAGGCGGUGGGCCGGGAGGCCGUCCGCCUGCUGGUCAGUGUGGACGAGGCUGACUACGAGGCUGGCCGGCGCCGCCUGCUACUGAUGGAGGAGGAGGGGGGACGGCGCUCGCCCGAGGCCUCCUGA